AUGUCCGCGUCCAUCCAAAAGCCAGAUAGUUCCUUGGACCAUGAAAAAGGGAGUAUCGAGGUGUCCACGACGGCACACUGCAGCAGCGAGUCCCGCCCAUCCCAGCCAUACACGACCUUCACGGCCAGACAAAGAGCGCUCAUCACUCUGCUAGUGGGCUUCGCCACAAUCACCUCGCCGCUGACAGCGACAGUCUAUUUCCCGCUAUUACCCACACUGAAACGUCAAUUCCACAUCUCGGCGCAGGAGGUCAACCUGACGCUGACCAUCUACAUCAUCUUCCAGGCCCUUUCACCUGCGCUAUUCGGACCCGUGUCUGAUAUCAUAGGCCGACGACAAGUAUACCUCGUCACGCUAGCCAUCUACGCUCUGGCAAAUCUAGGCAUGGCACUGAACAAGGCUAUGUACAGCGUGCUGAUGCUGUUCCGCGCACUGCAGAGCCUAGGGGCCAGUGCCGCAUUUGCCAUCAGCUACGGCAUUGUGGCUGAUAUCUGCGUCCCCAGCGAGCGCGGCACGAUGAUGGGGCGCGUCAGCAUGGCCUUGAACCUUGGAACGUGCAUUGGGCCAAUCCUAGGCGGAUUAGUGGCUUUUCAGCGCGGAGAGGGCGACUGGAUCUUCUGGGCUUUGCUGAUCGUCGGCGUGCUACUUUUCCUCUUGGUCGGUCUCUUUCUUCCUGAGACAGCACGCCAUCUAGUCGGCAAUGGCACUCAGAGGGACCCCGGAAGCUGGUCGCAGUUGAGCUGGUGGAUGAUGCUGCGAAAGCGACACGACUUUCACGAGAAACCUCAAUUCCCUGAUCAAAAGUCGGGCCUGCGCAUUCUCCGUCCGCGACAUCUGCUGGCCCCGUUGCGUAUCAUCUUCCAUCGGGACGCGUUGCUCUGUCUCUGGAUGCACGGCUCCUUCUACGCGGUGGACUAUACACUGGCAGCCGCCGUGCCGGACAUCUACCACAAUAUCUACGGGUUUAGCGAGAUGCUGAUCGGUCUGUCGUAUCUCCCCCGCGGGGUCGGCAUCAUCUGUGGGGGGUAUCUCAACGGACGGAUAAUGGAUUACAACUACCGCGUCGUGGCUCAACGACAGAACUGGACAAUUGAUAGAGUCUCAGGCGACGAUCUAACGCAGUUCCCCAUCGAGCUGGCCCGGACACGCGACAGCUUCAUCUUACUAGUCAUUUCAACGGUGACAUUAAUUGGAUGCGGCUGGACGGUGGAACGACAGGCGCAUUUUGCUAUUUUGCUUGUAUUGCAGCUCGUUCAGGGAUUCUGGGGGACCUCUGCUGCUGCUGCAAGUGUCGUGCGCUGUGCCAUGGCCGCCACGGCUGUUAGUCUGCUAGAGCCGCUGAUUCGUGUGACAGGAUGGGGAUGGUAUUUCACGGGCAUCAAUAACAUAAUCUCGGAGGUGCGCAGCCAUCAUCACUUCACUGAGCAGGAGAUCUACCAUAGUGAGAUCGGCAGCAAGCUCAUCCUGGCCAAUCGGUCUCUGGCUGCAGAAGUUCGCUCUGCUCGAUACUUACUGAUACUUGAUUCGGCACAUUCCCUGGCGGUGUCCGACUUUAUUCACGUAUCUGGUGAUUUUUGUUGGCGUCUACGUACUGUCGUGGUGGUCACCUCUACCGAAUGUGAUCCCUUCAAUCAAUAUUGGCAGGUGCUGCCCAAUCCGAGUACCUGUUGUCAGGCCCAGAUGCAGUUGGUUGUGGUGGGCGUGCUGGAGGCCGUCACCGGUGUCAUGCUGAUUGCGCUGUCACUCCCAGCACUGAUCAUGGUCAAGAAACUGCACUUGGCCUCCUGUUCGCCGUGGGCUUCAUCGUCGCUGUCACCAUCAUCCGUCUCCCCCAGAGUGCACGUGGCGAUUGACCUGGGCCUCCGUCGAGCAACUGGCCUCCACCAUCGUGGCCAAUACUCCCGUGCUCUACGGGUUCUACCGCGGACAACGCGAGGCACAAUCAAGAGCGACCGAUACCCCGUUCGUUCCACACUCAUCGGAGCAACGGACGAUGGUCGCACGCGACAUAUAAAGCGAGGGCAAUACCAGCAUGGACACGAAAUCAGAUGA
Molecule: messenger RNA, 2052 nt
Organism: Aspergillus tanneri
Lineage: Eukaryota; Fungi; Ascomycota; Eurotiomycetes; Eurotiales; Aspergillaceae
Exons: 6
Coding region: 1-2052 (683 amino acids)
Biological process (GO): transmembrane transport
Molecular function (GO): transmembrane transporter activity
Source: RefSeq, a predicted model, not a curated record